Molecule: messenger RNA, 789 nt
Organism: Fulvia fulva
Lineage: Eukaryota; Fungi; Ascomycota; Dothideomycetes; Mycosphaerellales; Mycosphaerellaceae
Exons: 2
Coding region: 1-789 (262 amino acids)
Molecular function (GO): protein binding
Source: RefSeq, a predicted model, not a curated record
AUGAUGCCUCCUCCAGCGUCGACUCCCGGCAGCGAGCACAAAUGGGAUCCCUACGGCCCCAACUUCCUCAUUGUCAUCGGAAACGGCAUCAACCAGACGAUCUUCAAUGUCAGCGAAAGCUUUCUCUCCCACUACUCCGGCUACUUCCGCAGCAUGUCCUCAACGUCCAGCUUCAGUCCCAUCUUCCCUCACAACGACGCCGAGAUCCGCCUUCCUGGAGACGACCCAGAAGUCUUCAGCAUGGUCCUCCACUAUCUCCACCAUCGCCGAUUCCUCGACUCGACAGUUCAUCCCUCGCACAUUGUAUCAUUCGACAAGAUCAUCGACAUCUGGUCCUUCGGCGAGGCGAGAAUCAUGCCCCUCAUCCAGAACGCCGCCGCCGACCUCUUCGCCAACAAGAUCAAGCUCACUAAAACGCUCCCAGACCGCUGGAGCAUCGAGUACCUCUGGGAGCGGACCGAGAAGGGAUGUCGUCUGAGAAAGAUGCUAGUGGCGUUCAUUAGGGAGAUGUGGAUCCCUGACGGACAUCAGCAUCACAUCUGGGGACAGCUUGCCGAUGGACAGAGCGAGGAUCCUGAGCGGCUUGUUUGGCUGAUGGAAGCACUCCUUGGUAGCAAGCACGAGAUUCGAGUUAGUGCCAAGACUUGGCGACGCUUGCAGAGCUGCGAGUGGCAUGUCCAUGAGGACUUUGUCUGGUGUGAAGGAAGCGAGGAGGCUAGUCUUGAUGAUCAGAGAGACCUGCCGGCGACAAAGAAGCAUCGACCGCGAUCAGCGAGCUGGAGCUUAUGA